AGAAGGAGAAGGAGGAGGAGGUCGCUGUCUUUGUAGUCUCCCUGGUGCGGGAGCGAGAGGCCGCCGCUGGAGCCCGUUGUCGUUGGAAAAGGGCUGUGUGCGCGCGCGUGUCUGCCUGCCCGGCCCUCGGGGACGAGGCGACGGUGGCGGCAGCGGCGAGGAUGAUGAUGUGCGCAGCGACUGCCUCUCCCGCCGCCGCCUCCUCGGGGCCCGGCGGGGACGGAUUCUUCCCAGCCGCCACCAUCUCUUCCUCCCCGGCGCCGGGGGCGCUGUUCAUGCCGGUUCCCGAGGGCUCCUUGGCGGCCGCGGGGCUGGGGCUGGGGCUGCCCCGCCGGGACUCCCGGGGGUCCGACUACCAGCUGCUGCUGUCAGGGGCCCUGGCCGACCGCUACCGGAGGAUUUACACAGCUGCGCUCAGUGACAGGGACCAGGGGGGCAGCAGCGCUGGACACCCGGCCUCCAGGAAUAAGAAAAUUUUAAAUAAGAAGAAGUUGAAAAGAAAACAGAAGAGCAAAUCAAAAGUGAAGACAAGAAGCAAGUCUGAAAACUUGGAGAAUACAGUAAUAAUACCAGAUAUCAAACUACAUAGCAAUCCUUCUGCAUUUAAUAUUUAUUGCAAUGUACGCCAUUGCAUUCUGGAAUGGCAGAAAAAGGAAACAUCAUUGGCAGCUGCAUCUAAGAACUCUGUGCAGAGUGGAGAAUCAGAUAGUGAUGAAGAGGAGGAAUCCAAAGAGCCCCCUAUCAAACUUCCAAAGAUCAUUGAGGUUGGACUUUGUGAAGUUUUUGAAUUGAUCAAGGAGACGCGAUUUUCCCAUCCAUCCCUGUGCCUCAGGAGUCUCCAAGCCCUGCUUAACGUGCUUCAGGGUCAGCAGCCAGAAGGCCUCCAGUCAGAGCCACCUGAGGUCCUAGAGUCUCUCUUCCAGCUCCUUUUGGAAAUCACCGUUCGAAGUACUGGAAUGAAUGACAGCACAGGACAGUCUCUGACAGCACUUUCCUGUGCUUGUCUCUUUAGCCUGGUGGCUGCUUGGGGAGAAACAGGAAGGACACUUCAGGCCAUCUCUGCUAUCCUCACCAACAAUGGCAGCCAUGCUUGCCAAACUAUUCAGGUGCCAAUGAUACUAAAUUCACUACAGAGAAGUGUACAGGCAGUGUUGGUGGGAAAAAUUCAAAUUCAGGACUGGUUUAGCAAUGGCAUUAAGAAAGCAGCUUUAAUGCACAAGUGGCCAUUAAAAGAAAUAUCUGUUGAUGAAGAUGAUCAAUGUCUACUUCAGAAUGAUGGAUUUUUCCUUUAUCUGUUAUGCAAGGAUGGAUUAUACAAAAUAGGCUCUGGAUACAGUGGAACAGUUAGGGGCCACAUUUAUAAUUCUACAUCUCGCAUCAGAAACAGAAAAGAAAAAAAAUCUUGGUUAGGAUAUGCUCAGGGUUAUUUAUUGUAUAGAGAUGUGAAUAACCACAGCAUGACAGCCAUAAGAAUAAGCCCUGAAACACUGGAACAAGAUGGUACUGUAAUGUUACCAGAUUGCCACACUGAAGGUCAAAAUAUUUUAUUCACUGAUGGAGAAUAUAUUAAUCAGAUAGCUGCUUCAAGAGAUGAUGGCUUUGUUGUCAGAAUAUUUGCCACAAGCACUGAGCCUGUGCUACAACAAGAAUUACAACUUAAACUGGCCAGAAAAUGCUUACAUGCCUGUGGUAUCUCACUGUUUGACCUGGAAAAGGACUUGCAUAUUAUAAGUACAGGAUUUGAUGAGGAAUCAGCAAUUCUUGGUGCAGGACGAGAGUUUGCACUAAUGAAAACAGCAAAUGGAAAGAUAUAUUACACUGGCAAAUACCAGAGUCUUGGAAUCAAACAAGGCGGACCUUCAGCAGGAAAGUGGGUUGAGCUACCAAUUACGAAAUCUCCAAAGAUUGUACACUUCUCAGUUGGACACGAUGGCUCUCAUGCCCUUUUAGUUGCAGAAGACGGAAGCAUAUUCUUUACAGGAUCUGCUAGUAAAGGAGAAGACGGAGAGUCAACUAAGAGCAGACGUCAGUCGAAACCUUAUAAACCUAAAAAGAUAAUUAAGAUGGAAGGAAAGAUUGUGGUGUAUACAGCCUGCAACAAUGGAAGUAGUUCUGUUAUUUCUAAAGAUGGAGAGCUGUACAUGUUUGGAAAAGAUGCCAUUUACUCUGAUAGUUCAAGUUUGGUAACAGAUUUGAAAGGCCAUUUUGUAACUCAGGUAGCUAUGGGCAAAGCUCAUACUUGUGUUUUAAUGAAGAAUGGAGAAGUCUGGACAUUUGGUGUAAAUAAUAAAGGACAGUGUGGACGAGACACUGGUGCCAUGAACCAAGGUGGGAAAGGGUUUGGAGUUGAAAAUAUGGCAACAGCAAUGGAUGAGGACCUGGAAGAAGAGCUGGAUGAGAAAGACGAGAAGUCCAUGAUGUGCCCUCCGGGCAUGCACAAGUGGAAGCUGGAGCAGUGCAUGGUGUGCACCGUCUGUGGAGACUGUACCGGGUACGGUGCCAGCUGUGUCAGUAGUGGGCGUCCAGACAGAGUUCCUGGAGGGAUCUGUGGUUGUGGUUCUGGAGAAUCUGGCUGUGCUGUAUGUGGAUGUUGCAAGGCUUGUGCUAGAGAAUUGGAUGGUCAAGAGGCAAGACAAAGAGGAAUUCUUGAUGCAGUCAAAGAGAUGAUACCUUUAGAUCUUCUAUUAGCUGUCCCAGUACCUGGGGUUAACAUUGAAGAACACCUUCAGUUACGACAAGAAGAAAAACGGCAGCGUGUAAUCAGGAGACACAGAUUAGAUGAAGGAAGAGGCCCCCUUGUAUUUGCUGGUCCUAUUUUUAUGAACCAUCGAGAACAGGCUCUAGCCAGACUCAGAUCCCAUCCAGCACAGCUAAAGCAUAAACGGGACAAGCACAAAGAUGGAAGUGGAGAACGAGGAGAAAAGGAUGCAAGCAAAAUCACAACAUAUCCUCCAGGCUCUGUGCGAUUUGACUGUGAGCUCCGGGCAGUACAAGUCAGCUGUGGAUUUCACCAUUCAGUGGUUUUAAUGGAAAAUGGAGAUGUCUAUACAUUUGGAUAUGGGCAGCAUGGGCAGCUCGGACAUGGGGAUGUCAAUUCCAGGGGAUGUCCCACUCUUGUUCAAGCAUUGCCAGGCCCUAGCACACAAGUUACUGCAGGCAGCAACCACACGGCAGUACUUUUAAUGGAUGGACAGGUCUUCACAUUUGGAAGUUUUUCUAAAGGACAACUGGGCAGACCAAUUUUGGAUGUCCCAUAUUGGAAUGCAAAACCAGCUCCCAUGCCCAACAUUGGAUCAAAAUAUGGAAGAAAAGCUACCUGGAUAGGUGCAAGUGGGGACCAGACUUUCUUACGAAUUGAUGAAGCACUUAUUAAUUCUCAUGUGCUCGCUACAUCAGAAAUUUUUGCCAGUAAACACAUAAUAGGCUUGGUACCUGCUUCUAUAUCAGAACCUCCUCCAUUUAAGUGUCUUCUGAUAAAUAAAGUGGAUGGGAGUUGUAAAACUUUUAAUGACUCUGAACAAGAGGAUCUGCAAGGAUUUGGUGUGUGUCUUGAUCCUGUGUAUGACGUCAUUUGGAGGUUUCGACCAAACACUAGAGAGCUGUGGUGUUACAAUGCAGUGGUCGCUGAUGCCCGAUUUCCCUCUGCAGCAGACAUGCAGUCCCGAUGUAGUAUUCUGAGUCCUGAACUUGCCUUACCAACAGGAUCAAGGGCUCUCACCACCCGGUCUCAUGCGGCUUUGCACAUUCUAGGUUGUCUUGAUACCUUGGCAGCUAUGCAGGAUUUAAAAAUGGGUGUUGCAAGUACAGAGGAGGAAACUCAAGCAGUAAUGAAGGUUUAUUCCAAAGAAGAUUAUAGUGUAGUAAACAGGUUUGAAAGUCAUGGAGGUGGCUGGGGUUACUCUGCUCAUUCAGUAGAAGCUAUACGUUUUAGUGCUGACACGGAUAUUUUACUUGGUGGUCUUGGUCUGUUUGGAGGUAGAGGAGAAUAUACUGCUAAAAUUAAGCUGUUUGAGUUGGGUCCUGAUGGAGGAGAUCACGAAACUGAUGGAGACCUUCUUGCAGAGACUGAUGUAUUGGCCUAUGACUGUGCUGCGAGAGAAAAAUAUGCAAUGAUGUUUGAUGAACCAGUUCUCCUGCAAGCUGGCUGGUGGUAUGUGGCCUGGGCUCGAGUGUCAGGACCCAGUAGUGACUGUGGAUCUCAUGGACAAGCUUCUAUUACCACAGAUGAUGGGGUUGUUUUCCAAUUUAAGAGUUCAAAGAAAUCAAAUAAUGGUACAGAUGUUAACGCUGGUCAGAUACCUCAAUUAUUAUACAGACUUCCAACAAGUGAUGGCAGUGCUUCAAAAGGCAAACAGCAAACCAGUGAACCGGUACACAUUUUAAAGAGAUCUUUUGCAAGAACUGUCUCGGUGGAAUGUUUUGAGUCAUUGUUGAGUAUUCUUCACUGGAGCUGGACCACCUUGGUCUUGGGCGUUGAAGAGCUUAGGGGAUUGAAAGGAUUCCAGUUUACAGCUACGCUUCUAGAUUUAGAGAGACUGCGCUUUGUGGGUACCUGUUGUCUGAGGUUAUUGCGUGUCUAUACCUGUGAAAUUUACCCAGUGUCAGCUACAGGAAAAGCAGUUGUAGAAGAAACUAGCAAGUUAGCAGAAUGUAUUGGAAAAACCAGAACCUUGUUAAGAAAAAUUUUGUCGGAAGGAGUUGAUCACUGCAUGGUGAAGCUGGAUAAUGAUCCCCAGGGAUAUCUCAGUCAACCCUUGAGUCUCCUAGAAGCUGUCCUUCAGGAGUGUCACAAUACCUUUACUGCCUGUUUUCAUUCUUUCUACCCAACUCCUGCCUUACAGUGGGCUUGCCUUUGUGAUCUGCUGAAUUGUUUGGAUCAGGAUAUCCAGGAGGCAAACUUCAAGACAUCAAGUAGCCGACUCCUUGCAGCUGUGAUGUCAGCUCUGUGUCACACCUCUGUUAAGCUGACUUCUAUCUUCCCUAUUGCGUAUGAUGGAGAAGUACUACUGCGAUCAAUUGUCAAACAAGUUAGCACAGAGAAUGACUCAACACUGGUUCACCGCUUUCCCCUUUUGGUGGCACAUAUGGAAAAACUCAGCCAGAAUGAAGAGAAUAUCUCGGGGAUGACGAGCUUCCGAGAAGUUCUGGAGAAGAUGCUGGUCAUUGUCGUGCUCCCAGUCAGGAACAGCCUGCGGAGAGAACAUGAGCUCUUCUCCUCCCACCUGGUCUCCAACACCUGCGGGUUACUGGCCAGCAUUGUCAGCGAGCUGACGGCGUCGGCCCUGGGGUCUGAGAUUGAUGGACUUAAUUCUCUCCACUCCGUUAAAGCCAGUGCUAACCGAUUCACAAAAACAAGUCAGGGGAGAAGUUGGAAUACUGGGAAUGGGUCCCCAGAUGCAAUCUGUUUUUCAGUAGACAAACCUGGAAUAGUUGUCGUUGGUUUUUCGGUCUAUGGAGGAGGUGGAAUUCAUGAAUAUGAAUUAGAAGUGUUGGUUGAUGAUAGUGAACAUGCAGGGGAUUCCACUCAUUCUCACAGAUGGACGUCUCUGGAAUUAGUCAAAGGAACUUAUACAACAGAUGAUUCACCCAGUGAUAUAGCUGAAAUCAGACUUGACAAAGUUGUUCCUUUAAAGGAAAAUGUUAAAUAUGCUGUGCGCUUGAGGAACUAUGGAAGCCGCACAGCCAACGGAGACGGAGGAAUGACCACAGUGCAGUGCCCGGAUGGCGUGACGUUUACAUUCAGCACGUGCAGCCUGAGCAGUAAUGGCACAAACCAAACCAGAGGACAGAUUCCGCAGAUUCUCUACUACAGGAGUGAAUUUGAUGGAGAUUUGCAAUCCCAACUUCUGAGUAAAGCCAAUGAAGAAGAUAAAAACUGUAGCAGGGCUCUCUCUGUGGUAAGCACUGUUGUUCGAGCUGCAAAAGACCUCUUGCACAGAGCUCUUGCUGUGGAUGCUGAUGACAUUCCAGAGCUGCUCAGCUCUUCCAGUCUGUUUUCCAUGCUGCUUCCCCUUAUCAUAGCCUACAUAGGACCAGUAGCUGCUGCAAUUCCCAAGGUGGCUGUAGAAGUCUUUGGCCUUGUCCAACAGUUGCUUCCUUCAGUUGCCAUUUUGAAUCAGAAGUAUGCACCCCCUGCAUUCAAUCCUAAUCAGUCAACAGACAGCACCACAGGAAACCAGCCUGAACAGGGCCUCUCUGCUUGUACAACCUCUAAUCACUAUGCUGUCAUAGAGAGCGAGCACCCGUAUAAACCUGCAUGUGUGAUGCACUACAAGGUGACAUUCCCGGAGUGUGUGCGGUGGAUGACAAUCGAGUUUGACCCCCAGUGUGGUACUGCACAGUCAGAAGAUGUCCUCCGUUUGCUGAUUCCUGUUAGAACUGUGCAAAAUUCAGGAUAUGGACCAAAAUUGACAUCUGUUCAUGAAAAUCUUAAUUCCUGGAUAGAAUUAAAGAAAUUUUCCGGAUCCUCUGGGUGGCCUACUAUGGUCUUAGUGUUACCAGGAAAUGAGGCCCUUUUUUCAUUGGAGACUGCAUCAGAUUAUGUGAAAGAUGAGAAAGCUUCUUUCUAUGGUUUCAAAUGUUUUGCAAUUGGAUAUGAGUUUAGCCCUGGACCUGAUGAGGGAGUCAUUCAGUUGGAAAAAGAACUAGCCAAUCUUGGUGGGGUUUGUGCAGCAGCUUUGAUGAAAAAGGAUCUAGCACUUCCUAUUGGUAAUGAAUUAGAGGAAGAUCUUGAAAUUCUUGAAGAGGCUGCAUUACAGGUGUGCAAAACCCAUUCUGGUAUUCUUGGAAAGGGUUUAGCUCUUUCUCACUCACCAACUAUAUUGGAGGCGCUCGAAGGAAACUUACCACUGCAAAUCCAAAGCAACGAGCAGUCCUUUUUGGAUGAUUUUAUUGCUUGUGUUCCAGGAUCAAGUGGUGGAAGGCUUGCGAGGUGGCUUCAGCCAGAUUCCUAUGCUGAUCCUCAGAAAACAUCUUUGAUUCUGAAUAAGGAUGAUAUUCGUUGUGGUUGGCCUACUACCAUAACUGUUCAAACAAAAGACCAGUAUGGGGAUGUGGUACAUGUUCCCAAUAUGAAGGUGGAAGUGAAAGCUGUUCCUGUUUCUCAGAAAAAAACAUCUUUACAACAAGAGCAGGUAAAGAAAGCUCAGAGGAUUCCUGGCAGUCCCGCAGUAACAGCUCCUUCUUCUAAUACUGACAUGACUUUUGGCGGGCUGGCAUCACCAAAGCUGGAUGUUUCAUAUGAACCAAUGAUAGUGAAAGAGGCUCGAUAUAUUGCCAUAACAAUGAUGAAGGUUUAUGAAAACUACUCAUUUGAAGAACUGCGUUUUGCAUCACCAACUCCUAAGAGACCCAGUGAGAAUAUGCUGAUUCGUGUCAAUAAUGAUGGCACUUAUUGUGCAAAUUGGACACCGGGCGCUAUUGGACUCUACACUAUUCAUGUGACCAUCGAUGGCAUUGAAAUAGAUGCUGGACUAGAAGUAAAAGUAAAAGACCCGCCAAAAGGGAUGAUACCACCAGGAACUCAGCUGGUCAAACCAAAGACUGAGCCUCAACCAAAUAAGGUUCGAAAAUUUGUGGCCAAGGACAGUGCAGGGCUCCGUAUCCGCAGCCACCCUUCCCUUCAGAGUGAGCAGAUAGGCAUAGUGAAGGUCAAUGGAACUAUCACUUUCAUUGAUGAGAUCCACAAUGAUGACGGUGUGUGGCUGAGACUGAAUGACGAGACGAUAAAGAAGUAUGUUCCUAACAUGAAUGGUUACACUGAAGCCUGGUGCCUCUCUUUUAAUCAGCAUCUCGGCAAGAGUCUCCUGGUCCCUGUUGAUGAACCUAAAACUAAUACUGAUGACUUUUUCAAAGACAUAAACUCCUGCUGCCCACAGGAAGCAACGAUGCAAGAACAAGACAUGCCGUUCUUGCGAGGAGGGCCGGGCAUGUACAAGGUAGUGAAGACGGGACCUUCCGGUCACAACAUCAGAAGCUGCCCUAACCUUAGAGGUAUCCCAAUUGGAAUGUUAGUUCUGGGAAACAAAGUCAAAGCAGUGGGAGAGGUAACCAAUUCUGAAGGUACGUGGGUGCAGCUGGAUAAGAACAGCAUGGUAGAGUUCUGUGAGAGUGAUGAAGGAGAGGCAUGGUCCUUAGCUAGAGACAGAGGCGGAAACCAGUACCUCCGACAUGAAGAUGAACAAGUUCUUCUGGAUCAAAAUUCUCAAACUCCUCCUCCAAGCCCUUUCUCUGUACAAGCUUUUAAUAAAGGGGCAAGUUGCAGUGCCCAAGGAUUUGAUUAUGGACUUGGAAAUAACAAAGGUGACCGAGGAACUAUCUCAACACCUAGACCAGUCUGUACAUCAGGAAAAUCAGAACUGUCCUCCAAACACAGCAGAACACUUAAACCUGAUGGACGUAUGAGCCGGACCACUGCUGAUCAGAAGAAGCCCAGGGGUACAGAAGGUUUAUCGGCCAGCGAAUCUCUCAUGUUGAAAUCUGACGCUGCCAAGUUGAGGUCAGAUUCUCACAGUCGGUCACUGUCCCCGAACCAUAACACCCUACAGACACUGAAAUCUGAUGGGAGAAUGUCUUCUAGCCUCAGAGCUGAAUCCCCAGGACCAGGUUCUCGGCCAUCAUCUCCUAAGCCAAAGACCCUCCCCGCCAACAGGUCUAGCCCAUCUGGUGCUAGUUCUCCACGCUCCUCCUCACCACAUGAGAAAAAUCUACCUCAGAAGAGCACUGCUCCUGUUAAGACGAAACUUGAUCCCCCUCGAGAACGUUCCAAAUCAGACUCUUACACACUUGACCCAGAUACCCUCCGCAAGAAGAAGAUGCCGCUCACGGAACCACUAAGGGGACGAUCAACAUCGCCAAAACCAAAACCAGUCCCAAAAGAUGCUAAAGAGUCCUCUGGAUCCGAAAAUAGAGCCCCUUCUCCCCAUGUGGUACAAGAAAACCUCCACAGUGAAGUGGUUGAAGUCUGUACUUCAAGUACUUUAAAAACAAACAGUCUAACAGACAGCACCUGUGAUGAAAGCAGUGAGUUUAAGAGUGUGGAUGAAGGUUCAAAUAAAGUUCAUUUCAGCAUAGGAAAAGCACCACUGAAAGAUGAACAGGAAAUGAGAGCAUCCCCUAAAAUAAGUCGAAAAUGUGCAAAUAGGCAUACCAGGCCCAAGAAGGAAAAAUCUAGCUUUCUCUUCAAAGGAGAUGGAGCCAAACCUUUAGAGCCGGCCAAGCAAGCCAUGUCCCCUUCUGUGGCUGAGUGUGCCAGAGCAGUCUUUGCCUCUUUCUUGUGGCACGAAGGCAUAGUGCACGAUGCAAUGGCUUGUUCUUCUUUCUUAAAAUUUAAUCCUGAACUUUCCAAAGAGCAUGCUCCUAUAAGAAGUAGUCUAAACAGCCAGCAGCCUACAGAAGAAAAGGAAACCAAAUUAAAAAACAGACACUCAUUGGAAAUAUCAUCUGCACUGAAUAUGUUUAAUAUUUCACCUCAUGGACCAGAUAUAUCUAAAAUGGGUAGUAUCAACAAAAAUAAGGUAUUGUCUAUGCUGAAGGAACCUCCUCUGCAUGAAAAAUGUGAAGAUGGGAAGACUGAAGCCACUUUUGAAAUGUCCAUGCAUCACCCAAUGAAGUCCAAGUCUCCUCUUCCCUUAACUCUACAACAUUUAGUGGCUUUUUGGGAAGACAUCUCUUUGGCUACUAUCAAAGCAGCUUCCCAGAAUAUGAUUUUUCCAAGUCCUGGUUCUUGUGCAGUCCUUAAAAAGAAAGAGUGUGAGAAAGAGAAUAAAAAGGCCAAGAAAGAAAAAAAGAAAAAAGACAAGACAGAAGUUCGGCCCAGGGGUAAUUUGUUUGGUGAGAUGGCCCAGCUGGCAGUAGGAGGCCCAGAGAAAGACACCAUCUGUGAGCUGUGUGGAGAGUCCCAUCCGUACCCAGUGACGUACCACAUGAGACAGGCUCACCCCGGUUGUGGCCGGUAUGCUGGUGGACAAGGUUACAAUAGCAUUGGGCAUUUUUGUGGAGGAUGGGCUGGUAACUGUGGUGAUGGAGGCAUAGGAGGAAGCACGUGGUAUCUGGUGUGUGAUCGCUGUAGAGAAAAAUACCUCCGUGAAAAACAGGCUGCUGCAAGGGAGAAGGUCAAACAGUCUAGGAGGAAGCCACUGCAAGUCAAGACCCCUCGUGCCUUGCCCACCAUGGAAGCUCACCAGGUGAUUAAAGCCAACGCCCUCUUCCUGCUGUCCCUGAGCAGUGCAGCCGAGCCAAGCAUUCUGUGUUACCAUCCUACAAAGCCAUUCCAGUCUCAGCUUCCCAGCGUCAAAGAGGGCAUUUCUGAGGAUCUUCCGGUUAAAAUGCCUUGUCUCUACCUGCAGACAUUAGCUAGGCAUCACCAUGAAAAUUUUGUGGGUUAUCAAGAUGACAACCUGUUCCAGGAUGAAAUGAGAUACCUGCGUUCAACUUCGGUACCUGCCCCAUACAUAUCCGUGACUCCUGACGCAAGUCCUAAUGUGUUUGAAGAACCCGAGAGCAACAUGAAGUCCAUGCCACCGAGUUUGGAAACUAGUCCCAUAACUGAUACUGAUCUCGCCAAGAGAACUGUCUUCCAAAGAUCAUACUCAGUUGUUGCUUCUGAAUAUGAUAAACAACACUCCAUUUUACCUGCACGAGUUAAAGCCAUCCCUAGAAGAAGAGUUAACAGUGGAGACACUGAAGUUGGUUCUUCCCUCUUGAGACAUCCAUCUCCUGAGCUUUCCCGGCUAAUCUCUGCCCACAGCUCCCUUUCUAAAGGAGAACGAAAUUUCCAGUGGCCAGUUUUAGCUUUUGUUAUACAGCAUCAUGAUCUAGAAGGUCUUGAAAUAGCAAUGAAGCAGGCCUUAAGGAAGUCUGCUUGUCGAGUUUUUGCUAUGGAGGCUUUCAACUGGCUUCUGUGCAACGUCAUCCAAACAACUUCUCUCCAUGAUAUUCUGUGGCAUUUUGUGGCAUCACUGACUCCGGCUCCAGUGGAACCAGAGGAAGAAGAGGAUGAGGAAAAUAAAACAAACAAAGAAAACACAGAACAAGAGAAAGAUACGAGAGUAUGUGAACAUCCACUCUCAGAUAUAGUGAUUGCAGGGGAAGCCGCUCAUCCUUUACCACAUACAUUUCACCGCUUACUUCAAACGAUCUCCGAUCUUAUGAUGUCUCUCCCCAGUGGCAGUUCAUUACAGCAAAUGGCCCUGAGAUGCUGGAGUCUGAAAUUCAAGCAAUCUGAUCACCAGUUCCUCCAUCAGAGCAAUGUCUUUCAUCACAUUAACAAUAUUUUGUCGAAAUCAGAUGAUGGAGAUAGUGAAGAGAGUUUUAGCAUCAGCAUACAGUCUGGCUUUGAAGCUAUGAGUCAGGAAUUAUGCAUAGUAAUGUGCUUAAAGGACUUAACCAGCAUCGUUGACAUAAAAACUUCAAGCCGACCUGCCAUGAUUGGCAGUUUGACUGAUGGUUCCACAGAAACCUUUUGGGAAUCGGGAGAUGAGGAUAAAAACAAAACUAAGAACAUUACCAUCAACUGUGUAAAAGGAAUCAAUGCCCGCUAUGUAUCUGUUCAUGUGGACAAUUCCCGAGAUCUUGGGAAUAAAGUUACCUCAAUGACCUUCCUAACUGGCAAAGCAGUAGAAGAUUUGUGCAGAAUAAAGCAGGUUGAUCUGGAUUCCAGGCAUAUAGGUUGGGUAACAAGUGAACUUCCAGGAGGGGAUAAUCACAUCAUCAAAAUUGAAUUAAAGGGCCCAGAAAACACACUGAGAGUUCGACAAGUUAAGGUUCUGGGCUGGAAGGAUGGCGAAAGCACAAAGAUUGCUGGCCAGAUUUCAGCCAGUGUGGCCCAGCAAAGGAACUGUGAAGCUGAGACUCUGCGAGUGUUCAGACUCAUUACAUCACAAGUGUUUGGAAAGCUCAUCUCUGGAGAUGCUGAACCGACGCCAGAACAAGAGGAAAAAGCACUGUUGUCAUCACCUGAAGGAGAGGAAAAAGUAUACAAUGCAACAUCAGAUGCUGACCUGAAAGAACAUAUGGUUGGAAUCAUAUUCAGCAGAAGUAAACUGACUAACCUACAAAAACAGGUGUGUGCUCACAUUGUCCAGGCUAUCCGCAUGGAAGCCACCAGAGUUCGUGAAGAAUGGGAACAUGCCAUAUCGAGCAAAGAAAAUGCCAAUUCCCAGCCUAGUGAUGAAGAUGCCUCCUCCGAUGCCUACUGCUUUGAGCUGCUCUCCAUGGUCUUGGCCUUGAGUGGCUCCAACGUGGGCCGACAGUAUCUGGCCCAGCAGCUGACUCUGCUCCAGGACCUCUUCUCACUGCUCCACACCGCCUCUCCGCGAGUCCAGAGACAGGUGACCUCCUUACUAAGACGAGUUUUGCCUGAAGUGACCCCUAAUCGUCUAGCCAGCAUUAUAGGAGUGAAAUCCCUCCCCCCAGCAGAUAUCAGUGAUAUUAUUCACUCAACCGAGAAAGGAGAUUGGAAUAAGCUAGGUAUCCUGGACAUGUUUCUAGGAUGCAUUGCCAAAGCGCUCACAGUACAGCUCAAAGCCAAAGGAACCACCAUCACAGGAACAGCUGGUACCUCCGUGGGCAAAGGAGUUACAACAGUUACCCUUCCGAUGAUUUUCAAUUCCAGUUAUAUUCGACGAGGUGAAAGUCAUUGGUGGAUGAAGGGCUCAACUCCUACCCAGAUCUCAGAGAUCAUCAUUAAACUUAUUAAGGAUAUGGCAGCAGGUCAUCUGUCAGAAGCAUGGUCCCGAGUGACAAAAAAUGCCAUAGCAGAAACCAUCAUUGCCUUGACCAAGAUGGAGGAAGAAUUUAGAUCUCCAGUGAGAUGUAUCGCAACAACUAGGCUCUGGCUUGCUCUGGCAUCACUGUGCGUUCUUGACCAGGACCACGUAGAUCGCCUCUCCUCGGGGAGAUGGAUGGGGAAGGAUGGGCAACAAAAACAAAUGCCUAUGUGUGAUAACCAUGACGACGGUGAAACUGCAGCAAUCAUCUUGUGCAACGUGUGUGGGAACUUAUGUACUGACUGUGACAGAUUCCUUCAUCUUCAUCGGCGAACCAAAACUCAUCAAAGACAGGUCUUCAAAGAAGAAGAAGAAGCUAUUAAGGUUGACCUUCAUGAAGGCUGUGGUAGAACCAAAUUGUUCUGGCUGAUGGCGCUAGCAGAUUCUAAAACAAUGAAGGCAAUGGUGGAGUUCCGAGAACACACAGGCAAACCCACCACAAGUAGCUCGGAAGCAUGCCGUUUCUGUGGUUCCAGGAGUGGCACCGAAUUAUCCGCUGUUGGCAGUGUUUGUUCCGAUGCAGAUUGCCAGGAGUAUGCUAAGAUCGCCUGUAGUAAGACGCAUUCUUGUGGCCAUCCAUGUGGAGGCGUUAAGAACGAAGAGCACUGUCUGCCCUGCCUACACGGCUGUGAUAAAAGUGCCACGGCCCUGAAGCAGGAUGCCGACGACAUGUGCAUGAUCUGCUUCACCGAAGCGCUCUCGGCAGCACCAGCCAUUCAGCUGGACUGUAGUCACGUAUUCCACUUACAGUGCUGUCGACGAGUCUUGGAAAACAGAUGGCUUGGUCCAAGGAUAACAUUUGGAUUUAUAUCUUGUCCCAUUUGCAAGAACAAAAUUAAUCAUAUAGUGUUAAAGGACCUGCUUGAUCCAAUAAAAGAACUCUAUGAGGAUGUCAGAAGAAAAGCUCUAAUGAGAUUGGAAUAUGAAGGUCUGCAUAAGAGUGAAGCUAUCACAACUCCUGGUGUGAGAUUUUAUAACGACCCCGCUGGCUAUGCCAUGAAUAGAUACGCAUAUUAUGUCUGCUACAAAUGCAGAAAGGCGUAUUUUGGGGGCGAAGCUCGCUGCGAUGCUGAGGCUGGACAAGGGGAUGAUUAUGAUCCCAGGGAGCUCAUUUGUGGGGCCUGUUCUGAUGUGUCCAGGGCUCAGAUGUGUCCAAAACACGGCACAGACUUUUUGGAAUAUAAAUGCCGCUACUGCUGCUCGGUGGCUGUCUUCUUCUGUUUUGGGACAACACACUUCUGCAACGCUUGUCACGAUGACUUUCAGAGAAUGACUAGCAUUCCUAAGGAAGAACUACCACACUGUCCCGCAGGUCCCAAAGGGAAACAGUUGGAAGGAACUGAGUGUCCUCUCCAUGUUGUUCAUCCACCCACUGGGGAAGAGUUUGCGCUGGGUUGUGGCGUGUGCAGAAACGCUCACACUUUUUAGAACACUCAGACUCCUUUGUCUACAAAGAGAAAAGUUGCCUUCAUCCCCCAGGCGGAUGCGGUGAAGUUUAACCUCUGCUCAGGAUAAGGACGGGACCAUUUUUACAUCCAUGAAAACUUACCAUUCACAGUGCAAGAAGGAUGCCAAAUACAUGUACAUAAUUCUUGCUGUGGACAGUUUCCCCAUUCUUUCAGUUUAUCUUCUUUUGAACCAAGACAUCAAAUUUGUGAGGUGUUUGCAUGUGGCCAUUACCGUCAUUGGCCUGUGAAACAUUGGACAUUCAUAGAUAAUUGAUAACAAAGAAUUGCCAUGCCCAUGGACUACGAAUGAUGCUGGCUUUCAAGCAAAAAAGAAAAAUAAUCAUUGUUUAUUGUAUACUGCCUUUUUGUAAUCCUGUACAAUUGCAUCACGGGUGGGGAUAAAAAGAGGAAUAUUCUGGUUUAUUUCCUAGACUGUUAUUUAAAAAAAAAUUGUGUUAGGACAGCAUAUAAAUGUAAUAAGUAUCACACUGUAUAUAAAGAUAUCAAUGUUUGUCCUGUAUAAGAAUUACUAAAUUACAAAUGCAGUUUCAUUUAAACUUCUAGGUUAAGUUUGAGCCUGAAAUUUUAAUGAAGUGCAAUACUGAGUGUGCCUCAUUAUCUUGCAGCUGUAAACAUAAUGGAAUGUACAUGUCAAUAAACCACUGUACAUUUUUAUACAGUGAUAAAGUCUAA
Molecule: messenger RNA, 14908 nt
Organism: Vicugna pacos (alpaca)
Lineage: Eukaryota; Metazoa; Chordata; Mammalia; Artiodactyla; Camelidae
Source: RefSeq, a predicted model, not a curated record